AUGGGUAAGGUUGUAACGGACACGGUGAUUAUAACCUCGAAUAAGUGCGAUGUUGUUGAUAAUGGUAGUGUUGAGAUAAUUCAGGCCUGGUUAUCUAAGAAUAUCUUAAUGAAGUUUCAAAUCAACGAAAAUCAACCACUACAGUUAAUCAUUUUGAAGAGAUUCAAGAGGAUAUUGUUGAUUUGUCCUAAUCAUGACUUAUCGGAGCAUGUUAUGGAUGCCUCUCUUGCCGGGGAGGUCGAUAAAUUCAACUUUAGUUACUCUUUGCAGGAUGGAUACCGCGAUUUAACUAAACAACACUUAAGAGUACCUGAGAGUGAAAAAAUGUUCUUAAUAUCACCUCCAGCAUCGCCACCGCCCGAAUUUGAUUUCAGCAAGUGUGAAGAUGCACCACAGAGACAUAUACAGAGUCAUAUACAGAAGGAGCAGCAGAGACGAAUGGAAGCGGGCCAUCUAUUGCCAAAAAAUCCAGAUGAAGGUGACAAUGGCACUUUCACGUUGUUGAAAUCAAAGGUAGGCGCUAUUACUAUUGAUAGAUGUCCCACCAAUGAUGGAUAUGGACAGACGCAAUUAGCAGAUCACGUUAAAACUGCUUUCCCACCAAAAUCCAUAUUUGAUACCGACGACGAUGAUGAUGAUGGUGAUGACGAAACGAUGGGCUGA
This is a messenger RNA of Saccharomyces kudriavzevii IFO 1802, 663 nucleotides long. RefSeq names its product Rcn1p (gene RCN1). Gene Ontology annotation, biological process: calcium-mediated signaling. Gene Ontology annotation, molecular function: calcium-dependent protein serine/threonine phosphatase regulator activity. The record is from RefSeq and is a predicted model, not a curated record. The transcript has a single exon. Bases 1 to 663 code for a protein of 220 amino acids. NCBI's taxonomy places the organism in Eukaryota, Fungi, Ascomycota, Saccharomycetes, Saccharomycetales, Saccharomycetaceae. Gene Ontology annotation, cellular component: nucleus; cytoplasm.